Messenger RNA from Neurospora tetrasperma FGSC 2508, 2211 nucleotides. RefSeq lists its product as uncharacterized. Lineage: Eukaryota; Fungi; Ascomycota; Sordariomycetes; Sordariales; Sordariaceae. The record is from RefSeq and is a predicted model, not a curated record. The transcript has 2 exons. The coding region runs from base 1 to 2025 and encodes 674 amino acids.
AUGGUCCGCACUCGAGCUCAGAGAGGUCAGCCCUUGACAGGAAACCGACCCCAGGGCAUCCGCAAAAGCGCACCUCAAAAGCGCCGUCGCCUCCGAGACCCAGACCCAACAGACACGCCACAAGAUCAAGCUGGAUCAGAUCAACUCAAAGUUCCGUCAUCUCCAACGGGUGGGCCUCGAAAACGAAAGGAUCGACAAAUAUCCGUUGAGCGCAAAGACCAGAAGCCGUUACCUGCCAUUGCAGAUCCACCCAAGCACACUUCAGACGAACAAUCUCGGAAACGCAGACGAACAUCUCUUGACCAACAAGACCCUUCUCACCAUUCUCUCCGUUCCGCACGCAACUCUCCGCCCCUCUCCAGGCCUCUCGAGCCCCCAGCUGUGCCAGAUUUGCCAGUAUCGCCGGCUCCCGUACCGGUUCCGGAAGAAGCCGCAAGUGGUGAUACCGACGAGAGGCAAUACAUCAUCGAUUACUGGAGGAGAGAAGGCUCUUGGCCCAGGAAAUAUUUCGAACAGGACGACUACACCAGGAAAGAUUUCGAUAAGCUAAUGGAUUCAACUACAAGGGUUCAAAGCCUUCUAUUCCCAUGUUACGAUCCAGUCGCAAGGCUUCGUUUCGCGGAGAAGGAUGCCCCGGCAUCUCUCAGCCGCAAACGAUCUGGAUCCAACAGUUCUACGCCAACUUCGAUGCCGCCACCUUCCAUGCCGUCACCUUCUACAACGAUGGCGUCCAGCGAUUGGAGACCAAGAGAAGAGAAGAGCGCCCCGUACCGGAGUGUCCAAUACCAGUCCGUACUCGAGACCAAAGGUUCAUACAUGAAGACGUCACCGUUAGGUAUCACGGAUGAGAGUAGGAACCUUUGCAGGACCCUCCUCGACACUGAACAACCGGCUCCUAAAAAUACACUCUUCGACGACGACAUCUUUGAGAGUGUCUGCGAGAGUCUUGCGAACAAGAACGAGGCGACGGUUUUUCUAGAUAUUCUUCGGCUGAUCGUUCCUUCGGCGGUGCAUUACGCUCUUCGUGCCAAACACCUCGAACACCUCAAUUACCUUACCGAAAGUGUGAAUGAGGGCUGGAACAGAUGUUUCCCCUUGACCGGCAUUCGUCCUCAGCCCGAUUACUCUGUUGGUUUCCAACGAGACGCCUUCACUCAGGACCAGAUCGAUAAACUCAUGCCCUUUACUGGUGACAUGGGAUACCGGUCCCUUUUCAAGGCCACGUACCACAUGUACUUUCCGUUCCUAACCUGUGAGAUGAAGUGCGGCGCUGCGGCACUCGAUAUCGCAGACCGCCAGAAUGCCCACAGUAUGACACUUGCGGUGCGGGCCAUCGUCGAGCUCUUUCGUAUUGUAAAGCGCGAAGAUGAAGUUAACCGGCAAAUCCUUGCCUUCUCCGUCUCGCACGACCACCAAUCUGUACGGAUCUAUGGCCAUUACCCGGUCAUAACAGACAAAGACACCAAAUACUAUCGACACCCAAUCCACAAGUUCUACUUUACUGCGUUGGACGGCAAGGAGAAGUGGACAGCGUACCGAUUCAUCAAGAACAUCUACGAUAUAUGGGUGCCCGAUCAUUUCAAGAGGAUUUGCUCUGCCAUUGACCAGUUGCUGGUGCCAGAUUCCGGAAAUUCAUCGCCUUCUGAGGCAACUGGACUUUCGCAGAAUUUGGGAAAUCUGAUGCAGUCAGAGCAGCCCAUGGCCACUUCAUCGCAGAACUUGGGAAAUCUGAUGCAGUCAGAGCAGCCCAUGGCCACUUCAUCGCAGAACUUGGGAAAUCCGAUGCAGUCAGAGCAGCCCAUAGCCACUCCACCGCAUAACUUGAGAAAUUUGGUGCAAUCGGAACAGCCUACAGCCCCUCCAUCGCAGGACGUGGGGAAUCCGGUGCAGUCGGAGCAACCUACAGCGCCUCCAUCGCAGGACGUGGGAAAUACGCUGCAGUCGGAGCAACCUACGGCUACUCCAGACACUUCACGUACAGGACCGAAGGCGGCAAAGAGGAGGAAGGGUCAAGUCAAGACGUGAAUACGUAGCAUUGUUUUGGAUAUCACACAAGCCUUCGUGACGUGAUGGUCAGUUGGUGCGUGCCCCCCCAAUUAUUCUCCUUCCCUUGAGUCACUGAAGUCGCCCGUCUCUUCAAGUUCCAUCUCGAAUUUAAAUUCCCGAAUGAUUAGAUGCUGGGAAGCUGCUGCUCUCCGGGCAGUUCAAUUG